This is a messenger RNA of Nothobranchius furzeri (turquoise killifish), 7031 nucleotides long. RefSeq names its product xeroderma pigmentosum, complementation group C. Gene Ontology annotation, molecular function: single-stranded DNA binding; damaged DNA binding. NCBI's taxonomy places the organism in Eukaryota, Metazoa, Chordata, Actinopteri, Cyprinodontiformes, Nothobranchiidae. Gene Ontology annotation, biological process: mismatch repair; nucleotide-excision repair. The record is from RefSeq and is a predicted model, not a curated record. Gene Ontology annotation, cellular component: cytoplasm; nucleus; XPC complex.
UGCAUACCCACCGGUGGCGACGGCAGCAUCUCUGAUCCGGUUCUGUGUGGACAGGAUGACCCAGGCGGUGGACAGGCUGCUUUUUUUUCAGAGUGUGUGUGUGUGGGGGGGUGGGGGGUCUACUGACCUCGAGGAAAGACCCAGGUUUGCAGCCGGAUCACCGGAUCAAACCAGAAGUUCCAGGAGCCCGGACACAGAGAGAGGACCUGCCGUGUCCCAGUUCGGGAGCAUGGAUGCUUGCCUCCCUCCCUCUCCUCCCUCUUCUCCUCACUCCCCUUCCAGCUGCUGUUGCUCGUUUGUGGCGAGCCAGAAAUAGCUGCAGCUCGUCUAGAGGUUGUGUGAAGAAGUGUCUGAGUCAAGAUUUAUUUAUGUUAGUCGUUCUUCAGCUGCGAUUGUGCUGCUUUUCGUCAGAUUUUUCUCCUUUACUCACUAGCGUUAUCUUCUCUCAUCAGUUUGAGUUUCCAGCUUUGAUGCCGCUUUAGUCCGCUGGAGUUGCACUAAUUAAGGGUCUAACUGACAGCUCGGUAAUUGGAUUUAUUUCAUAUCCACUCCUUGAAGUUGGGAAGCCUCCUAAAGCACGACAGGAACGUUUUUUAAGCUUCGUUUCUUUCAGAAAAUUAUACUUUUAAUUGCAGAGCUGCUGGAUGGAAUGAGGUGUUCUGAUUUUAAUGCAGACGUUUUCCAAAUUGAGCUCAGGAGGCCCAAAAAUUCUGGAUUCAUUCAGGCUGAGGCUGUAACAAACUCACCUGCAACCCCAGUCUCUCAAAUUCAGGAACAUUGGUUUAAAAGGUGAAUCAUUUUCCAGAAAAAUACUUUUAAUUUAAACAUUCAGGCCUUAUUUUUGCUAAUUGUGGGUUUUGCUGCUGUAGGUCAACAGGUGCCAAGUGUUGUUCACUUGUCAAGAAUUUGACUAAUUUCUGUCAAACGGGUAAAAAGAUUAAAAUUAACUGUUGUGCUCAAACUAGUGGAAAAUAUCUUUAUUCGCAGAAAAAAAAACAAAUUAUUUUCAAAGCUGAAUAAUAAGUGAGAAAAAAAGUCAGUUAUAGUGUUUAUUUUAGACUGCGGAUGUUGUUAUUUCAUUAGAGUGAUGUCAUCGGGUCGAGUAUUUCGUAACAUUCUGUCUCUUUCUGUUAACAGGUGGAUGAAUGUUUUCAAUAUUUCUAUAUUUUUUUUAUUCUCUGGUGGUCUGCAGGUAUGUGGAAAACAGUCUUAGAGACUCCUCUAUUUCUUUUUGGGGGAGAUAAACUCCUCCCUCAUCCUAUUACCCAUUGUGACCUACACACAUCUGUUGUCCACUGAUCAGUCGGGAUGGGAUGCUGCAUGUCUAAUUCUAUCCGUUUGUUUUUCUUUUUAAAGUAUUUGUGUUCACCUGCUGCCUGUUUUCCAGUUCUUUUGCUGUUUUCUUUUUUCAAGGAGCUUUUAUUAGAAGUGUGUGUGUGUGUGUGUGUGUGUGUGCGUGCGUGGGUGUGUGUGUGUGUGUGUGUAUGUCUCCUUGCUCUUAAAAUGCAGUCUACCAAAUUCCCAGUUCGCUGUAUGGCUUUUUAUUCCUAUCUGACUGUGCUAAUGGUUCAUAUAGGGAUGGAAGCCAUGCACUGCGCUGGGGGCACAGCCCACUGGACACACACACACUCACACACAUUAUUCACACUCUUCACACACAGAAGGUAGCAAAUGCAAGGACACGUCCAGGCGAUUGUGAAUCGAAAGCCUGCAACACGCUCUCACAGAAACCUGGACGCACAUGCUGGCAGCAAGUGAACAUUAAUGCAUUUAUUUAUGUGUUUUCAUGCAGUUAACAUGCAUAUGUAUGCUGCAUGCAUGACACUCAGGAUGGAAAUCCCUGCCUUGUCCUCGUCCCGUUAGGCCCUCUGCUGCAGCGAGCCAGUCUGAAGCUGUCGACUGGAUCAGCUGACAGACGGUUCUCUGAAGUGAAACACGCACAUCUGCCACAGAAUCCCAUCGUGAUCGAUACAGAUCACCACAACGAUGAAUUAAAGUGAAAUUGAACUGAGAUGAGAUGAGCAGAACUGAUCUGAACAAAGAGGAUAAACUUUUUUCAGGGGAGUCACGAUGACUUGAUGUCAGGUGAUUUGUUCAGUCAUGGUCUUUUUCACUCUGGGACUUUUUUUCAGGUAGCCCGCAGGGAUGAAACGAUGUCCCAGCAUGUGGGAGGUGGUGAGACCUUCAGGAGAGCUUUGGUACAUAAAAUAUUUUACCCACAUUCAUGUUUGUAUUCAUUAAGAUCUUAGCUCUUCCUGAUGUGACAGUAAUGCAACUAGCAUGAAAAAAUAAUAUUUUCCUUCAACUGGAAAUGUUUGACUAAUUUAACCUAAAAGGAAGCAAAGAUAUCCAUCAUGAAGAAUCAAACAAAAGCUUUUCAUCACAGCUUGAAUUUGGAAAGCCCUGCUGCACAAAAAGAAUAAAGACAAAGAUUUCAGAUGAAUCUGUCACGUCUGCUUUUGCUUCAGGUAACCUGACAUCAGCUUUACUGCUUCAGAUUUACAGACCUGUCUACAAGCAUUUGUUUUCACUAACCAGGUGACAGACUGCUGGCCGGUAUUUUCAAGGGACUCAUGCUGACGUUGUAAGAUCCAAUCAGCAUCAGCCUGAACGGAAAUCUUCACAAAUUACACUUGGAUGAAGACAUGACUGCUUUUAUUGAUUUGUUGUAAAGCAGAAAAGGUUUGAUUCACAUCAUCCACUGCAGUUUUUCAAACACAACUUUUAAAUUUUUCAGAUUCAAGAAUAUGGGUUGCAUUUUUCACACUACAAUGAAACAAGUGCAAUAGUUGAGAUGAGAUUGUUAUUGUUAUAUUUAUAUGAAAGUAGACAUCAAGGAUAAAAAGUGGCAGUAAUAAGUGUCUCCUUCAGGUGCAUGGAGAGUUUACAAAUGUGAAUACGUGCAUUAACUGUGAUCAUUGAUGGAUGAUCUUCUGCUUAUUUUUGUCUCCAUAAAGUUGAUUUUCAGCUGCUUAAUUAAUAAUCCAUACAUUUGACUAAACUCUAAAAGAAAAAAAAUCUGUGGACAUGGGUUUGUUUUUUGUCUUUUAGUUCAAACCAACGAAUGCAUUUAAUCUGUCACUUUGGAAAAAUUACGUAAUACCGAGAGAACUAGUUAAAGAAAAGUUAACAGUAUUUGUUGGCUCUCUGUGACUUAAAAAAAACCAGAUUCUCAAACAGCUUCCCAUCAUAAUUUCGAACAUUUGCAACACGGUUAAACACCGCCACUUAGAGGUCACAUUUGAUAUCACACCUUCAAAAGACACGAACGAGAAAACGUCUGUAGCUUAAAUAACAUUUUAAACAUAAAUUAAUGUAAACAUUCGAAUGAGUUGACGUGUUAUUUCAAUUGAGGUUAUAUCAUUAGAAAUGCAGUUUUUGCUACUAGCAUCUUGCACAGCGCGGAUAUAAUGUUUAAUGUCCGACCCCCUAAAAAUUCCGGUGUUUCGCAGAAUUUAAACAUUUGCAACAACACCACUUAGAGGUCACAUGCGGCAUUACAUUUUUAAUGUUCGGUACAAAAAGUCUUUUGCUUAAAUAACAUUUUAACCCAAAUAAAUGCAAUCUUUAAAGUAGACUGACAUUUAUUCUUUAUUCAAGCUAUAAAACCCAGAAUGUUUCUUUGUUUCUUUUUUUUCUUCACUAUCUCCGGAUAUGACGUCAAUGUCCGACCCCAAAAAAUAUCCGGUGUUCCGUUGCUUCUGUGUUAUGAAAUCUCCUGAAUGGAGUGUUUGGUAACUCCUGUUUCCUUAGCUUUAUACAAGUUCGUGUGGAGAGUUUAGCCCCGUCGGGUCAUGCAGUUUCAUCAAAAGCGUCUGCAGGAAUAAUUUUUAUCUGAGAAGAGACAAAAAACAUCAUGGCGAAGCGAAGAAAAUGUGCAGAGACAGAAGAUGCAAAUACAAAGAAACUGAAGCUGAACGCAGACAGCAGCAGGGGAGCGAAAACAAGGAUAAAGAAAAAAGAUGCAGUUAAUGACCUCAGUGAUGAAGAAGAGAAGCUUGAGAGGAAGGUGAAUCCAAAACCCCGUAUGCCGUUGAAGCGAUCAGCGGGGCGUCAGACUUCUUCCAGUGCCGGCACCAGUACUGAUGUCACAACCAGUAAAUACUUCCAGUCCCAGGUGAAGGAGGCGGUUGACAACGAGGACGACUUUGACUUGGUGACUGUUGCACCACCUCUGGUUAAAGGCAGCAGCAAGAAACUGGAGGAAGAGGAGGACGGCAGUGAGGAUGAGGAUGAUUGGGAAGAAGUGGAAGAGUUAUCUGAACCGCUGGGUCCAGUGGAUCCACCUGAGCCCGAUCGGCCCUCUCAGCCGGUAGAGAUUGAGAUUGAGACUCCAGAAGUCAGAAAGCAGAGGAAGAGGCAGGCAGAGGCUGAGAUGUACCUCAGACGAAUGAUGAAGAGGUUUAAGAAGGACCUGCUGAUAGACACACACAAGGUCCACCUCCUGUGCCUUAUAGCCAACGGGAUGUUUCGGAACCGUUUGUGCUGCCAGCCGGACCUGCUGGCCAUCACGCUGUCCCUGCUGCCGUCUCAUUUCUGUGCAGUCGCCAAGGAGCGUAUUGAUCAGAAUUACCUUUCCGGACUGCUCAAAUGGUUCAGAGCGACAUUCACCCUGAACCCUAGCCUCGCCUCUGAUGAGCGUCUGGAGCCCCGGGCGCUCCUUGAGCGGCGACUGGCCUCUGUCUCUGCCAAAGACCACCAGGAAAUGACACAUCUUUUCCUGCUGGUUCUGCGGUCUCUGCAGCUCUUCUGCAGACUGGUUCUGUCAUUGCAGCCGAUUCCCUUCAAACCUCCAGCAGCCAAGCGUAAAGGGACCGCCGCCCCAAAACGGAGGCAAACCAGCCAGGACACCUCCAAGCCCGACUCCUCGGAGGCAAACAUCUCUCCGGGCAAGAAGAGAUGGGCUGGAGGAGGGGAGAUAAAGGGGAGGAGUGGAGGCAAGAAAGCAAACAAGAAAGAAGUGAAGGAGGACGAAGAGGAGAAACCCGCAUUGUCAGGAGGGCAGAGACCGAAAAACUCCAAACGCCGCAGUGUCGCCUCAAAGGUCAGCUACAAGGAGGAGAGCAACAGUGAAGGAGGAGAAGAGGAGGAGGUUAGUGAUGCCGAUGAUUUUCAGGUCACUAGUGAGGACGACAGCGAGGAUUCAGGAAGAGAGUCCAAACCUUCAAAAGAGAGGAAAGGGAGCACGAAGAAGAAGGAAAAACAAACGAGCGGCAAAAAUACUCCUAGGAGAAGAAGUGGUGGGAUAAAACAGAAGGACAGCGAGGACGAGGCUGAAAAGGAAGACGAUGGCGUGGCGAGCAACAAAACGAGACGGAGCGGGAGAAGAGACGGUCCCGGGGCAGAUGAGUGGCUAGAGGUGUGCCUGGAUAAAACGUCAUCCUGGAUUUGUGUGGACGUGGACCACGGAGUUGGAGUGCCUCAACUCUGCUCCCAGAAUGCAACGGCCCCGCUGGCGUACGUGGUGGCGGUGGAUGGGAACGGCUUCCUAAAGGACUUGGGAAAGAAGUACGAUCCUACGUGGAUGACGUCGUCGCGGAAGAGGCGGGUGGACGACGAGUGGUGGGAGGAGACACUGGAGCCGUUCAUGGGUCCGGAGGAUGAUAGGAACAAAAAGGAGGAGAAGGAGCUGCAGAAUAAGCUCCUGAACAAACCGAUGCCAACAUCUAUAGCCGAAUAUAAAAACCAUCCUCUGUACGCCUUAAAGAGGCACCUGCUGAAGUACGAAGCCCUUUAUCCGUCUACAGCCGCUGUGCUCGGAUACUGCAGAGGGGAGCCCGUGUACUCCAGAGACUGCAUUCACACCCUCCACUCCAGGGAAACGUGGCUGAAAGAAGCGCGGACCGUCCGACUUGGAGAGCAGCCCUACAAAAUGGUGAAGGGCUUCUCCAACCGCUCACGAAAGGCCAGAAUGAUGUCCGAGAUGAAGGAGGAGAAGGACCUUCCUCUGUUUGGAGAAUGGCAAACUGAGGAGUACCAGCCGCCUAUAGCUGUGGAUGGGAAGAUCCCACGCAAUGAAUAUGGUAACGUCUACCUUUUUAAAGCCUGCAUGAUUCCAGUGGGCUGUGUUCAUGUCAGGCUGCCUAACCUGCACCGCGUAGCCAGGAAACUGGGCCUGGAUGCCGCACCUGCGGUCACAGGCUUCGACUACCAUGGAGGAUAUUCACACGCUGUGACUGAUGGUUACAUUGUGUGUGAAGAGGAUGAGGAGGUUCUCAGGGCCGCCUGGGUGGAAGAACAAGAGAUUCAGAAGCAGAAAGAGAAAGAGAAAAAGGAAAAGAGAGCCUUUGGCAACUGGACCCUGCUGGUGAAGGGACUCCUGAUCAGAGAAAGACUCAAACAGCGUUACAACAACAAGUCAUCGGGACUGGGGAGCACUUCUCAUGCAGGUGAUGCUGGCGGGUUUUCUUCUGACGAGGAGGUGGAGGCUGAAGGUGAUGCUUCCAAGUCUAAAACGGCAUCUGAGACUCUGGCGAUGUCCUGGCCCCAAAACAGACAAGCAGAGGAGGAGGAUGGGGGCACCAGCAGGCUGGAGAAGAAGAAGCCUACAAGGCGAGAAAAGAAGGGUCAGGAGAAACAUUUAUUCCCGUUUGAGAAAGUGUAACGCCACUGGAAAGACUUGAUCGAACGCUCUGCUGCCAACAAAGCACUCAGCUGUCUGAAUGUCGAAAGGCCUCAGAAGACAAGAGAAUGGAAAGAGAAGAAGAAAGGAGGAGAGCAGCGAUCGUUCCAGCUGUGAUGCUGUUUGGAUUCAGCCUUUUGGGACCAUUGAUGUUAUAGAUUCUUAUUAUCCGACACACUCAAACAACACGUGUUUAAAUCUGCAUUUAUAGUCUUAAAUUCUCACCAGAUUAUUUUUGCUCAAGGAAUUAAAAAAUGUCUGGAGCUGCAUUUGUCACUGUUCACAGCUCUUCUAUCUCAUCACUUCACACUUCACACUGGAUUUCUCAACUUUUUGUAUUCAGGUGAUUGAAACGGUUAAACUUUCCAAAUGAAAAAUAUUUUUGUGAAUAAAUAAAACAAGACUUGUA